Molecule: messenger RNA, 639 nt
Organism: Laccaria bicolor S238N-H82
Lineage: Eukaryota; Fungi; Basidiomycota; Agaricomycetes; Agaricales; Hydnangiaceae
Exons: 4
Coding region: 1-639 (212 amino acids)
Source: RefSeq, a predicted model, not a curated record
AUGGCCAAGCUACCCAAUGAUGGAGCACCGAUCGGUUCCCCAUCAUCGGUAGGCGACCUUGAAGAUGUUCUUGCCCGUCUUUCCAUCACCUCAGAGGUCGCCGCCUUGGACGACAAUCAACUCUCGGACACCAGCGCGGCCUCUAUCAUUUCACUCUCAGAUUUUGGUGACAGCGAAAACCCCACCCCUGCCAGCUCUACCACCUUAGUUGCCACUACCCCGCUCAAUGUCGUCUCCCUUACCCCAGUUGUCGCAGCAGCUCCCAUUGCAAUCGCCUCGCCCAACCUUGCAGCUCCCACCGCCAACGCUGUGGGAGUCCAAGCAGCUGUUGUCGCUGGAGCCACACCUGUUGCAGCUCCACUUUAUAACACUCUUCCAGUGAAUGCGCCGGCCAAUGCCACCUUGCCUCCCGCACACCUCCACGCCUUGCCAUACGGAUAUCAUGUCCCAGCCGCCAAUGCCGAGGGCCCAUUUUAUGUGGUCACUUGCGGCCGCAACGUUGGUGUAUUCAACGGCUGGGAAAAUACAUCCCCUCUUGUCACGGGUGUCUCUCACGCCGUCUUUAGUCGUGUUGCGAGUAUGGCUGAAGGCCACGCCAGGAUGAAUGCGGCAAUUACCUCUACUUUGCAUUGUAUUUGA